GCAAAUACCGGAUCAUCAACCUGCCCAGCAGUUUUCUUUCUUUUCUUUGUCUUCGAUUUAAGGAACCAUUUUCUUUUUUUAGCAGCAAAGUUUGGUUCUUGAGCUGGUACACUUGCUGCAAACUCAUUUUGUAUUUGGUAAAACAAGAAAAUCUCAAGAAGAAGAAAGAAAGAGAGAAAAACAUUAUAACAUAUUCAGGAUUUUGAUUUUGAUAUGAAUAUAUUGAGAGAUGGAGGAAAUGGAGAAGCUUAGAGCUGCCAGAGACACUCUAAGGUGCUGUUUGGAAGUUUCGAAAGAAUUAUCUGCGGAUUUGGGCAAUGCCAAGGAGAGGUUGAAGAAGACAAACCAGAGACUGGCAUUGUUAGAAUCAUGCAUCAGUAAAAUAUCAAAAAAAUGCAGUCUUUAUAACAAGAUCAAAGACCCUCUUGCCCAUACAAUUCAUCUCUCUGAUUCUAUUCUGAAAAUGUUUCAGCUCGUCUCUGGUUUGGAAAAUACCCUUUUGUCCUCUGACCCUUCUUCUGGCUUGCGGGAUUACCUAGACACCGUCAAGCGCAGUGGAGAGUCGCUGAGAUUCCUCACCGGUUACUGUAGAUUGGCAAUCCCGUGGUUGGAACAAGUGGAAUCUCUUCUUGAGGAGGACCAUGAUAAUCCCGUUGCAGAUGAAGGGUAUCUUGGGAAUGUCAAGAAAUUUCUGGAGACGCUUGGAGAAGUGCAGUCCAUGGAGGAAAGGUUUUGGUCAAAAGGAGGAAGUCUGGUUUCAGCUUUGGACAAACUGGAAGGUGAGCUUGCCACUCUCUUGAUGGGUGAUACUAACAUGAUUGACAAAGUUCAUGCCAUUGUUGAGAGGUUAGCUGCGAAUAAUCGUCGCGAAAAUUGUGUUUCUGUUUAUGUUGAAAUCCGGAGUUCAUUUGCCAGAGAAGCUCUGCAAGAACUGGGCUUGGAUUACCUGGAAACGCCAUUAAAUGAGCUUGAAAGCCUUCAAAGUGUAGAAAACAUGAUGAUAGAUCAGUGGGGAAUGCAUUUGGAAUUCACAGUGAAAUAUGUGUUUGAGAUUGAACACAAUCUCUGCAGGGAGAUUUUUCAGAAAAAUUACUCAGAAAUCUUUGCGCGGAUCGUUUCCCAGUCUGGGAUUCAAUCUUUCUUUGAGUUCGCGAAGAUGGUGGCAAAGGGAAAGAAGGAAGCAAUCAAGCUUCUGAAGCUUUUGGAAAUUUUUGCAGUUCUUGAAAAGCUAAGACUGGAUUUUAACAGACUUUUCAAAGGGAAAGCUUGCAGGGACAUACAGAACCAGACAAGGGAUUUGAUCAAGAGAGUUGUGAAUGGGGUUUGUGAAAUUUUCUGGGAACUUCCCCUUCAAGUUGAACUUCAACAGCUUCCAUCUCCACCACCAGGUAACUGUGGUGUUCCAAGACUGGCCAUUUUCGUCACUGGUUUCUGCAACCUGUUACUGGAAGACGACUACUGGUUGACUUUACUCCAAGUUCUCAAGAUUCAUCAAGGGUGGGCCCACAAAGAAUUCAACGAGAAUCUCAUCACAAACGAGAUUCACAACAUAAUGACUGCAUUGGAGAAGAAUCUGGAAGCACAGGCAAGAGGGUACGCGGACCCCACCCUCUCCUCCCUCUUCCUGAUCAAUGCCAACCGGUACCUCAGCGAAUAUACAAGAGAUUCAAAACUCGGCAACAUCAUGGGAGAUCAGUGGAUAACAAGGCAUGAGGAAAACAUGGAGCAUUACAUCGCAAUUUAUCUGAAGGAGAGCUGGGAGAAGCUAAAAGAUGAAGAAGAUUUCGGUGACGCCUUUGAGAGGAUUUGUAAGAUCCAAUCUGGGGUUGUACUAUGUGACAAAGGGUUGAGAUGGAGAAUCUGUGAAGCUGUUCUUCAGGCUGUUCUUCCUCCCUACAUUGAAAAAUAUGUAGAUAUAAGGUACACACCAGAAAGAGUGGAGAGAAUGAUCAGAUGUCUAUUUCAACCAGAGUUAGAGGAGUUUGGUGCAGCCAAUUUAACCAAAUGCACAGAACUUAUCAGCAAGGUCAAUAGUGUGGUUGCUAAUCCAAUCUCUUCAACUCCCACAGCUGCAUGAUCAUGUAAGGUUAUAUAACAACUUAUUAUGGUGGGGAA
Cuscuta campestris is the source of this 2115-nucleotide messenger RNA. The record is from the annotation of a GenBank genome assembly. Lineage: Eukaryota; Viridiplantae; Streptophyta; Magnoliopsida; Solanales; Convolvulaceae.